AUGGAACAGAACUACAAGGAAUUCAUACGCGAAUACAUAAAAUUAGGUCACAUGAAAACAGCAGAAGCUCAACCCCUCAAUGGCAUUCAAGUUUUUCUACCACAUCAGUGCGUCAUAAAGGCAGACAGCACUACUACUUCCACAAGAGUUGUUUUCGAUGGAUCGGCAAAAACAAGCACAGGAUAUAGUCUAAACGAUGUUUUACACUCAGGUCCUAAGAUACAACAGGAUCUCACUGACAUUCUCAUCAGAUGGAGAAAACAUCGAGUCGCCCUCACUGCCGAUAUCGAAAAGAUGUACAGGCAAAUCAAAAUAGCCGAGGAAGGUCAACCAUACCACAAAAUAGUCUGGAGAUUCUCAAAGGAUGAACCAAUACAGGAAUUUCAGUUAACCACUUUAACUUAUGGCACGGCCCCAGCAGCAUAUCUGGCAAUACGCACCCUACAUCAAUUAGCUGAAGACGAAGAGAAAAAUUUUCCAAGAGUCGCUCAGAUCGCUAAAAAGGAUUUCUACGUAGACGAUUUACUCACAGGGGCGGACAGCGUCGAGGUAGCUGAGCAAUUGAAGAAAGAAAUUACUGAACUAAUGAAAAAGGGAAACUUCAAUCUUCGAAAAUGGAAAAUGAGCAAAUACCCACAAAAUGGGACGGAUGAAUUUAUUCUAGGUGACAAAUAUGAACAGAAUACUACGAAAACACUAGGCAUUGUAUGGAAUACAAAUAACGAUAGUCUGCUCUAUAACAUCAAAUCACCUGAAAUUGAAGCGAUCACCAAAAGACGCAUGCUUUCCCAGAUUGCUGCAAUAUUCGACCCACUUGGUAUGAUAUCACCAAUAAUUAUACGUGCCAAACUAUUGAUGCAAGAAAUAUGGAAAUCUGGACAAGAUUGGGAUGUUACUCUUCCGGAAGAAAUUCGCAAAGAAUGGGCGAAACUGACUCAAGAACUUCCAACGCUUCGUGAAAUAUGCAUACCAAGAUGGAUACAACACAAAAAGGGUUCAAAGAUGGAAAUUCACGCUUUUUGUGAUGCUUCUGUGAAAGCAUACGGUGCUGUGGUUUACUCCAAAACUAUCGAUGACAGCGGGCAGAUCCACGUCAGUCUCUUAGUAUCCAAAUCCAAGGUGGCCCCCAUAAAAAACAAGAAAACUCUUCCAAAGCUAGAAUUAUGUGGAGCCGUUCUAUUAGCGAAGCUCGUACACAGAACGAUCAAAGCCCUGGACAUUCAAGAAAUCCCUGUACAUGCAUAUUCCGAUUCGACGAUUACACUAGCUUGGAUAAAUGCUGAUGCCGCAAGGUUACCUGCGUUUGUUGACAACAAAGUUCGAGAGAUAAAACAAUUAAUUGGCAAGGUCAAAUGGUAUCACGUUCGGUCUGAAAACAAUCCCGCUGAUUUAAUAACCCGAGGAAUAACGGCAUCAAAACUAAUUAGUCACAAAUUAUGGUGGAAUGGUCCAGAUCAACUAAGUCAAAAUCCCACAAAUAUUCAGGAAAUGAUACAAAGCUCAACAUCCGCUAACGCACUAGACACCUCAAAAAGUAUAAAUAGUUUGACUACAACCACCAUUGAAGAAAAUCCAUGCAUCCAAGAUACUCUGGAUAUCUUAUUACAGAAAUUUGAAUCAUGGGAGAAAACCAUAAGAGUAACAGCCUACUGCCUGAGGUUCAGCAACAAAUGCCAGAAACAACACAACGCUACAGUAUUUCUGUCAAGAGACGAACUACAAAAAGCAACACUAAUACUUCUACGAAAAACCCAAUACAACGAAUAUUCGUCCGAAUUUAAGGAUUUAAGCAACGAUCGACCCCUGAGUAAAAAAAGUAGUAUCUUGAGUCUAAACCCCUUCCUGGAUAACCAACAAUUGAUGCGGGUAGGAGGACGUCUGCAAAAUUCAGCGCUAAGAUACGACGAGAAGCAUCCUAUCAUUAUACCCAAUAGUAGCCCAGCGACAGAGAAAAUAAUAAGAAAUGCCCAUCAUACUACGCUUCAUGGUGGAAUUCAGCUAACCCUCGCAUACAUUAGACAGCAGUACUGGAUUCCCCGAGGAAAAGAUAAAAUAAGGAAGAUAAUACGAGAGUGCAGCAUCUGUUUGAGGCAGCAAGCACAAAGUCAUAUUCAAUUAAUGGGAUCACUCCCAGAGCCAAGAGUCACACCAACUAGCCCCUUUACUCACACGGGGGUAGACUAUGCUGGACCCAUAGCAAUUCGAAUGUCUAAGGGAAGAGGAAAUAAGUCUUACAAAGGGUACAUCGCCAUCUUCAUCUGCUUGACCACUAAAGCCAUUCAUAUUGAAGCAGUUAGUGACCUGACGACAGACGCAUUCAUCGCCGCAUUCAGACGAUUUACAGCUAGGCGAGGUCUCUGCAAAAACUUGUACAGUGACAAUGGCACUACAUUCAUUGGGGCAAAAAACAAACUCGAAAAAUUGUUUCGGCAAGAAAUUCCCGAGAAGGAUAUUGAGCAAACGCUGUCCAGAGAAUUCAUCAAAUGGCACUGCAUUCCUCCCCUGAGUCCACAUCACGGGGGAUUGUGGGAAGCCGGAGUAAAAUCUAUAAAGUUCCACCUUAAGAGGGUCAUAGGCGAGAAUACUCUCACUUUCGAAGAAAUAACGACAGUCCUGUAUCAGAUAGAAGCUUGCCUGAACUCCAGACCUUUGAUCCCAAUCGAUGAAAAAACGUCUGAAAGCGAAAUUCUAACUCCAGGUCACUUUCUCAUCGGAAGACCACUACUCUCUCUGCCAACAUCCAACACACUCGAGGAAGAUAGUUUUCCCCAUAGUUAUACCAAUAAAUGGAAAACCAUUCAGAAAAUCAAAUACGACUUCUGGAAGAGAUGGUCCAGCGAAUAUCUGUCACGACUACAGCAACGUACUAAAUGGAAAAAAGUAGAGGACAACUUGGUAAAUGGAGACAUAGUGCUACUUAAACAAGAAGAUAUCAACCCAAAUAAGUGGCCCCUAGCGAAAAUAACAGAAUGUCACCCUGGAAGUGAUGGAUUGGUACGAGUAGUGACAGUGACGACUGCGGAAAAGAAGAAAUUCAAACGGCCCAUCACCAAAAUAUGCAAAUUACCCGUUCGACAGGAAGAAAACUGCCAAGGGUCAUCAGAUAAGAAGAAAGAAAACAGGAGCUCUCUGCGCAUAAGCACUUUUCUCACUACUCUGCUCAUUUGUAGCAAUAUUGCGGUGACACAAGCAAACUACACCAUACAGCAACUCAAACCUGGAUUAUAUAUCGAACACUUGGGGCAUGGCUACACAAACGGAGGAAAAUUCAGACUCGAGCUGAAAUUCCCAUACUCUCAAAUGGAAAAGGAUCGACAGAACGUAAAUCGUACCGUAGAAGAAUUCAACAAAUUGUGUGUGCUUACAAAGGGCAUAUCAGAAAGCGCACAUUGUCCAGAAUUCACUCACCAUCUUCUAGAAAUGAAAAGAGAAAUCACAAUGGCCAUGGAUAGCUUAGAAAACUCCCCCAGACUGAAACGAGGAUUAUUCGGUCAAUUUAUGACGUCAGUGUUCGGGGUGAACGAUGAAGUCUACAGAGACAUAAACUCCCUGGACGAAAAUCAACACAGACUUAUUCAUACGGUAAAUCAACAAUCCAAGCUGAUGAUAUCGAGUGUGGCCACUAUUGAGGAAACAGAAAAAAGGAUUAAUCUGAAACUCGAAAGUUUUCGGAAGAAGUUCAACGAAGGGCUGAAAGUAGUGAAUCAAAUGAACGCAUGGUUUCACUCUACUGACCACCACGAUCUAAACAUACACUCACUAACCAUAUUACAACUCGCUCAGAAUUACCUUCAGGAGUUGCAGCCCAAGUACAAGAAACUAAUGGACGUCCAGGUUCACAAAAGUACCAUUUCUGAAUUUUUGAGCACUAGUGAAAUUAUUGCAUGUAUCUUUAGAGUAUAUCCUCUAAAGAUAUGUGUCUACUUUCUUCAAUGGUUCGUAACUCCGUUGAAGUAG
Messenger RNA from Harmonia axyridis, 3957 nucleotides. RefSeq lists its product as uncharacterized. The record is from RefSeq and is a predicted model, not a curated record. Gene Ontology annotation, biological process: DNA integration. The transcript has a single exon. NCBI's taxonomy places the organism in Eukaryota, Metazoa, Arthropoda, Insecta, Coleoptera, Coccinellidae. Bases 1 to 3957 code for a protein of 1318 amino acids. Gene Ontology annotation, molecular function: nucleic acid binding.